AUCGCAACCAGUCAAUGUUAUUGUUUUGGCGCCGAAAUUCCAAUUCGUGUCAUUGUUUUGCUACACAAUUCAACAUUUUCCAAUUUUAAUUUUCGUCGCCAGAUUCCCAGUGGAAAAUGCCGAUUUUAGUGAAAACGAAAAGCGAUAGCGGAUUGCAAGAAUGGGGCAUCGUGGAGCUACAAGGUGAUUUGGAAGUGCGCGGCGAAGAAAUGAUGGAUAACCAAUUUAUCGGUGAUUUGAAUUACGAUAAAUAUGGGCAACCGAUUUUAAUAAUCGGUCAUCACAUUCUGCAUGGAAAAGAGCACAAAAUGGAGAAGCCAUUUGCCGUAUUGGAAAAGGUGGUUCGUGAUGCCGACGCCGCAGAGAUUGAAGAGAUGGAUUUGAAUCAAACGGCGAACCUUGACACCACAGCCAAUCGAACCGUUCUGGACUCCACCAUUGCCAUUGAGCAUAAAAGUCAAACAACGACCGAAUACCGUGUCCGAGCAAUCGUCCGCAAGAAGUUGGUGUUUAAAACACGACCAAAACCGAUCAUUGCCAACGUUGCUAAAACCGUCUAAGCUAUAAAUACACAAUUCCAAUCUUAAGAUUUUAUUAAGCAAAAGAAAAACACAAUUUCAUUCUUCAAAUGAGUAACUUUGUAUUUAUUUUGAUGGGAGAGAAAACCCAAAUGCACAAAAGCACAACUUUUCUGAAUAUACUGUACUCGAGAAAAAAAAAUGAACGAUUGUUAUAAGUUAAGUUAAAGUAAAUAAAGGUAAAUGAAUUCGAUAUCAGA
Sitodiplosis mosellana (orange wheat blossom midge) is the source of this 778-nucleotide messenger RNA. RefSeq names its product chromosome transmission fidelity protein 8 homolog. The record is from RefSeq and is a predicted model, not a curated record. The transcript has 3 exons. Gene Ontology annotation, biological process: mitotic sister chromatid cohesion. Gene Ontology annotation, cellular component: Ctf18 RFC-like complex. The coding region runs from base 117 to 560 and encodes 147 amino acids. Lineage: Eukaryota; Metazoa; Arthropoda; Insecta; Diptera; Cecidomyiidae.